Pyrus x bretschneideri (Chinese white pear) is the source of this 1299-nucleotide messenger RNA. RefSeq names its product NEDD8-specific protease 1. Gene Ontology annotation, molecular function: deNEDDylase activity; cysteine-type peptidase activity. Lineage: Eukaryota; Viridiplantae; Streptophyta; Magnoliopsida; Rosales; Rosaceae. Gene Ontology annotation, biological process: proteolysis. The record is from RefSeq and is a predicted model, not a curated record. Bases 188 to 862 code for a protein of 224 amino acids. The transcript is spliced from 2 exons.
UAUUUUCAAAUUCGCAGGCCUCGGCGUGGCACUGCCUAGCUCGUCUACCAGAUCGAUCGGAGUCGCUUUCCUUGUGUCCGUACGAAGAUUCGAGCGCGCGAGAGCUUCUUCUUCUCAAUCACGACCGUUUAUCUCUUCAAAUCACUCUUGAUUGGUUGAUCAGGAAUACACAAUCGAUAUCUACCAAAUGGGAAAACCCAAUCCUGAUGAAAAGAUUCUUAGCUACAAUGAUGUUGUACUCAGACGAUCAGACUUGGAUAUCCUCAGUGGCCCGUAUUUUCUCAAUGAUCGACUCAUCGAGUUUUAUUUCAGUUAUCUGUCAUCAUGCUCUGAGGAGAUAUUACUCAUUCCACCUUCAAUUGCAUUCUGGAUGAUGAAUGCAGUUGGUCAAGGCCUCCACGAGUUCCUGGUACCUCUUAAUUUGCCGGAUAAAAAACUGGUAAUCUUUCCAGUCAAUGACAAUGAGGAUGUGAGUGAAGCUGGAGGUGGGUCUCACUGGAGCCUACUUGCAUUUGAGAGAGAUUCUAACGUCUUUGUUCAUCAUGAUAGCAAUGGAGGGAUGAAUAGAAGGCACGCUAAAAAACUGUAUGAUGCGGUUGUUGACUUCAUGAGUGUCUCCAGUUCAGCAACCAAGCCCACUUAUCAAGAGUGUAGUGAUUCACCGCAACAAGUAAACGGUUAUGAUUGUGGCUUGUAUGUGUUGGCUAUUGCAAGGGUUAUAUGCAGCUGGUACGGAAAUAAAGACACAGGUGAACGGAAUUUGUGGUUCCAUGAUGUGCGCGAGCAGGUCACUCCAUCUGUUGUUGCUGCAAUGCGAAACGAGAUCCUGGAGCUGAUCAGAGGUCUCAUGCUCGUGAAGUGAAGUUUGCCUACAAAGUGAGAGUCGAAGGGGAGAGCGUAAUCUUAUCCACAGACAAAGUUUACCAUUUUGUUUUAGGUAAAAACAAAGUUUAGCUUUCACUGUCUCGGGUUCUUGACACAUAUAGAACCAUAGAUCAUUCUGCUUGCUACAAGAUGUUUGUAGAAAUCUUCCUUAUCUUUUUUUCGCUGUGGGAUGUUUGUGGAAAUCUUCGAACAUGCCCACUUCUUCCGGCCAUUGGUUGUGAAAUUGAACCCCAACAUCCUCCUCCUCCUCCUCCUCCUCAUCUGCUUUGUACUGGUCCUGGUGAUCAUCGAAUUCUUUAUGCUGUGGGAUGUUUGGUAAAGACAAAGUUUAUCCCAGCAAGUCCCAUCAUAUGAAAUGGGUUCAAUAAGAACAGUUUAUUAUUUAAUAGGGAAAUAAUAAAUUAAGUUACUAAA